AUGGCCGAAAAGAGAAAGGAUACAUCGAAUGGCGGCAGUGGAGCCCUCAUCAAGCGUGCCAAGCAAGAUGAAGAAGACACCAGCAAAUCACUCAUCAACCUAUCCAACCAAAGAGCUGGCACCAAGAAUGCCAUCGUAGGAACUAUUAAACGUACUUCUGGACUCGAAGCGCCUGUGAUGCAACUGAUAGGUCAUGAUGGCGAGAUUUACUCUUGUAAGUUUGAUCAGUCAGGCGAAUAUAUUGCUAGUGCUGGAUUCGAUAGACAAAUUUUAUUAUGGAAUACGUAUGGAGAAGUCAAAAACUACGGUGUAUUGAAGGGCCAUACAAAUGCAGUGAUGGAAAUUCAUUGGUCUCGAGACUCAAACCAGAUAUUCAGUUGUUCAGCCGAUAAAACUGUUGGCAUCUUUGAUGUCAAGGCAGGCACGCGCACACGCAGAUGGAGAGGACACACCGGCAUCGUCAACAGCUGUCAAGUCGCACGCAGAGGAGCUGAAUUGGUUGUAUCUGGCAGUGAUGAUUGUACAGUAAAGAUUUGGGAUAGUAGAACAAAAGAGGCCGUCAGCACAUUUGAAAGCGACUACCAAGUAACCAGUGUGUGCUUUAGUGAUGCUGGCGACAUGGUUUAUUCAGCAGGGCUCGAUAACGAUAUCAAAGUGUGGGAUGUGCGCAAAAAUCAGUUGGCAUACACUAUGAAGGGACACAUGGAUACGGUUUCGGGCAUGUCUCUGAGUCCUGAUGGCAACAAUUUAUUAACAAACUCCAUGGAUAACACAGUUCGUAUUUGGGACAUCAAGCCAUUUGCUGCCGCUGAUCGCUGUCUCAAGAUUUUCGAAGGAGCACCUCAUGGUUUUGAAAAGAAUUUGAUCAAGCCAUGUUGGGCAACAGAUGGCAGUCAAAUUGCAUGUGGUUCCGCCGAUAGAUCAGUCGUUAUUUGGGAUGUAGAUACUCGCAAGAUUCUUUAUAAGCUUCCUGGUCAUAAGGGAUGUGUCAAUGAUGUCGACUGGCAUCCAAAGGAGCCCAUCGUCAUGAGUGCAAGUACGGAUAAGACACUCUUCUUGGGUGAGGUUAAACCCACAAAAUUGUAA
Messenger RNA from Mucor velutinosus, 1086 nucleotides. RefSeq lists its product as uncharacterized. The transcript is spliced from 5 exons. NCBI's taxonomy places the organism in Eukaryota, Fungi, Mucoromycota, Mucoromycetes, Mucorales, Mucoraceae. Gene Ontology annotation, molecular function: protein binding; RNA binding. Gene Ontology annotation, cellular component: catalytic step 2 spliceosome. Bases 1 to 1086 code for a protein of 361 amino acids. The record is from RefSeq and is a predicted model, not a curated record.